Messenger RNA from Dentiscutata erythropus, 1059 nucleotides. NCBI's taxonomy places the organism in Eukaryota, Fungi, Glomeromycota, Glomeromycetes, Diversisporales, Gigasporaceae. The record is from the annotation of a GenBank genome assembly.
AUGUUCUCGUUAAAACCACCAAAAUUCGCUUUGAUUGCUGCUGUGGAAGAAAACUGGGGGAUCGGAGUUAAUAAUGAGCUUCCUUGGAAAAUUAAAAAGGACAUGGCGUACUUUGAAAGAGUUACUAAAAAAGUGUUAAUAUCAGAUGAAACUACUGAUACAUCUCCUGCUACUUCUUGCAAGAGUAUUCAAAAUGCCGUAAUUAUGGGUCGUAAAACUUGGGAAUCUAUUCCGCCUAAAUUUAGACCUUUGAAAGAUCGAUUAAAUGUUGUUUUGUCUAAAACUUUAAAACCUGAAAGCGAUACGUACGUGAUUAAUUCAUCUUUUGAUGAAGCUGUUGCUAAUCUUGUUGACAAACCUACGAUUUCACGCAUUUUUAUAAUUGGUGGUGGAUGCGUCUAUAAAGAAGCAAUAGAAUCACCUCUUUGUGAAUAUAUUCUUAUUACUAAAGUGUAUAAAAAUUUUAAUUGCGACGCCUUUUUUCCAAAGAUUGAUGAAAAUUUAUAUAAAUUAGCAAGUCAUGAUGAAUUGGUAAACUUUACUGGUGAUGAUGUUCCUAAAGGUAGACAACUGGAUGGUGACAUUGAAUAUGAAUUUUUGAUGUAUAAAAGAAAUAAAGACGAAGGUGAUGAUGGUUCAAAGCCGAACGAACGAUCCCGCCUCAUAUCUGGUGACGGAAACUCCUAUGUUGAGCAGAGGAUGGCGUAUCCACGUUACGACGCCGCGGCAGAUCGUGAUAGAGAACGAGAAUCUUUGCAAAAAAUCGUUCAACGAACAGCAGAAGAUUUCAUAAGUACGAUCAAACUUGAUUCGAAAACACUUAAAAAGAUUCAAGAGAAGAACACUCUACCCAAGUUGCAGAAUAGAAAACCACUAUCGUUAUCUCAAAUUUCAGAUGUACAAAAUACAAAAUUGAUACCGCCUCAUGUUGUUUUAAACGAUGGAGGUUUAUCUAAAGAAGACCAGAUGUGGUUACACAAAGCCAUGGACGAAAUACAUGUUGCAAUUGACCACAUCGAGGUUGAAUAUGUGGGUGAUUUGGUAGUUCCAUUAACAUAG